ACCAGCGGCUCCAGGACAUGUUUGUGUUUGUGUUUGUGUCUCUGAGUGAAAGUGCUCUGCUAUGACAACUGCGCAUCCACUUCUGGGUGUGACAAACAUCUUGUGCGUGUGUGUCACAUUUGGGCAUUUUUCCAGGCGGAGUGAAGGCACGGAUGACUUGACUUUAUUGUGUCACCAUCACUCCUCCUGCUGAUGUGUUUUGGACGUUUUCUUAGUGUUUUUUUCCCCCUGUCCAGCCCCAGAUGUUCUGGACACACACACAUGCAUACACACACACACACGCACACGGGGCUGCUGCUGCGGAUGUCCAGUGAUUUGUUUGCUGAUGUAGUGCUGCUGGUCAGCGGCUGAAGUUGAAGUCUUGAAGGCGUGAGCUCCAAAUGCAUUCGCUCCUGGGCCGGGAGAAGAAAGAAGAAGAAGUCGGGUUUGGGAUCGAUCUGGGUCUGUCUCCGGGCUUUCUGCCCCAAGCUGCCACCAUGUUCAGCUGUGUGGGCUGCUUCUGGGUGCUCCUCUCCUCCGCUCUGGUCGCCGUCUGCAGUUUCAGCUUCAUAUCUCCUGCCUGGAUUGUUAAGGACCAGCUGAGGAACAGCCACCAGCACCCGCACCACCACGCCAACACCAAGGACUCCGUGAGCUUCGGCUUGCUGUGGCACUGCUCGGAGUCUCUGGAUCACAUGUACCGAUGCUACACCUUCGGGGGACUGGGCAAAUUCGCAGAGAUCCCCUCCAGCUCCUGGCAGACCAGUGCGGUGCUCUGUUCAGGAGGCUGUGCUCUGCUGGCUGUCAGCUCCCUGUUAGCCAUCAUCACCAUCUUCCUGCCCAGUGGAGGAUGUGAGAGGAGGAUCUGCACCCUGGCUGGAUACAUGCAGAUGGCUUCAGUGUUCAUCAUGGCUGCUGGACUGCUGGUCUACCCCUUCGGCCUAAACUCCUCACUGGUCAGGUCCUUCUGCGGGGACUCUGACAUCUACUACGCUGGCGAGUGCCAGAUCGGCUGGGGCUACAUGCUGGCUAUUGUGGGAGUCAUGCUCACCGUCUUCUUGCCCUUUUUUGCUAAAUAUGCACCGAAGGAGCAGCUGUCCCCCACCCCUUUGCCCACGCUGUUAUAGUGCAUUGAUACGAUGUCUUGUUUUUUUCCCUCCUGACCACUCUCUCUGACCUGGGCUUGAUGUCAUGGAGAGACACAUGCAUCCCGUUUUUUUAAAGGCGAUGCUGUUUGGGAAGCCCCACUCAGUGAUAAGUGAAGCUGACGCUCAACAACAAACACUGUCUUCCUGCAUCUGUUAUGUAAUUAAUUCAAAUUCAGUUCAUUUAAAUGGAAUGUUUUAUGUUACAAUGAUACUCUGUGGUUAUCAUUUUUACCCUCAAAUCUAACAGUUUUGUCAGUUCUGGAGAUGAUGCAGUCAGAAAAUGCAAGGACUGAUCAUUUCACAUGAUUUUAAAAAAAAUAACACGAACAUAACAAGUGAGUAAGAAAAUGUUUUUUUCCUUCCUUUCUUUUACAAGUCAACAUAUGUAACAUUCCAAAAGAGACUGGAAGUUGGCUGCAUAAAGAGAGUGGAAGCAUGAGAUUAUGUGGCAGUAUGACUAGUCCAAUCAAAUAAUGUUUCAAUAAGAGGUUUUCAAGAACAUGCGACUCAACAGGAGAGCCCCUUCGAACAGUUGGAGAUUGAUGAUAUUAAUGGAUCCACAUGUCCCAGCUCUUAAGGAGUUGCAUCCAGUGGCGAUGUUUUGUGCUGCAGCAUUUGGACUGUACAUAUGGUCUGUAUUAUACAGGGCUGAUGUUUGAGGUUUCAAAUUAAAAACAUUAAAAAGGGAACUCUGACACUUUUGCUCUUCAGACUUUUUCUGCCUUCCAGUCUUGUGACCAGGCAGUCAACUAGUGGGAGUCGAGAAGACGAUUUAGCUUUCAAAGACAUUCAGUAACUGUCACAAAGAAAAGAACACAGCAUCAGACCUGCCGAGAGGACACAUGGAAAUGUCUUCUCAUAACAAGGAGGUGAAUCAUUAAAAAUAAGUAGUGGUUUCAGAGCAGUGUUGUCAAAACCUUUAUGUUGUGAUACUGAUACUGCAUCCUUUGUUAGCCUUUUUCCCCAGAAUUGUUCGUGUAAUGUAACUCGCUUGUUGAAAAUAAGCAAUUGUUUUCUGUCUACAACACACAAUACUAAACACUCUAAUUCAGGAAAAAAUGAUUGCAAAAGGCAGGGAGAUGUAGGAAUUUUGUCAAAAAUGCAUGAUAAGAUGGGCUUUGUUAAUGGUAGAACAAUUGAUCUAGAUUUUAAAUGUGAUCUGACCAACUUGUGCCUUUUAACAUAACCAAGACGAAGUGUUUAAUACAAUUAUCAGGUUAUCAUAUUUUUCUGCUGAAAAACUGUGGAUCCUGUUGUGUGAUGUGUUUUUUUCUCUCUUAUAUUGUUUUCCUCUCAGAGGUAAAGAGUUUUCUCCUGUACUUGAUGCAGUAUGAUCUCAUUAACUUGAGAAAAUGUUCUGGAGGAUAAAAAAGAUGAUGUCUUCUAAUCUGUAGAGGUAAUGACAGAGAGAAGGAAAAAAAAAAGAAAAGCAGUGUACUUGUGUUAAAGUAUGCCCUGAGACAUUUUUGCCAAUUACCUAGAAGAAGUAACUUGAAUUGCGAUAAUAAAAGGUUGUGACAUGCAGCUAACAGAUUAAUUCCUGGCAUCAUUGUCUAAUGUGAUUUAGAAAGUGAGUGGUAGAGGAAGCUGUACAAAUUGAACUUUGCCUUUGGUUAUCUGUGCUGAGCUGACACAUUAUUCUCAUUAUGUGUAAAAUGUGGCUUAAAAUAAUUAGCUCCUCAAAUAAGCUAAUGUGUUGCUGUGUUUUCGUCAACCCACUUCUCCUUUUAAGCGCUGGCACCAUUCCCAUCAUGUUCCAAGGACAAAAUGUCUACUUCUCCACUUACUGUCCCUGUACACUGCCAAUUUCAGCAAGCUAGACUCCCUUUUCUAGUGGGUGUUUAUGUGCGUAUUAGUGUUAAAUAAUGGGUUGGAUUUUGAUAAUGGGUUAAUCUUUAAAUAUUCCCCAAAUUUUGGUUCCCAUAAUGACAUGUCCUGACAUUAAAACAAUUACUGUGAUUAUGUUGCCAUAUUUGAAAGAAGGUCAGGAGAGAAAUGUUGGUAUUGUAUUGGACCUCAUACUGUGCUUGACUGUGGGAAUGACUAGCGUGACUGCACUGGACUUAUUCCCCUAUUUGUUGAACCAUUGUGUGUAAAGUCUCAGCACUGGUGAAACUGUUUUGGUAGAGUAGAGUUAUUGUUUUUUUUUUCAUUGUGAUGUUUGACUGUAAAUAAACUAAUUGUACUUGAUAUCACGUUAUUCUUAACUGCCCCGUUUUUUUAAAGAUAUAUUUUGAGAUAUUACCUCAUCGUGUUUGCUUUCCCCUGAAUUAACCUCUAAACAAUG
Molecule: messenger RNA, 3414 nt
Organism: Morone saxatilis (striped sea-bass)
Lineage: Eukaryota; Metazoa; Chordata; Actinopteri; Moronidae
Product: transmembrane protein 211
Exons: 3
Coding region: 381-1106 (241 amino acids)
Cellular component (GO): membrane
Source: RefSeq, a predicted model, not a curated record